CCCAGGACGCACACUGCCUUCAGCACGCCGCCGCUUGCAUAAACCAUCACGAGCGGGAAGUUCAGAGCCGUCUGGAUAUUCCGGGUAGGGCGGAGGCGGUAUCGUGGUACCUCCCAGAAAUGUUCAACGGCCUCUACUACACCCGUCACAUCGUUAUUGUCGACAGGCUUGAGGAUGAAGCCAAAAACCCGCCCGGGCCUACUCGCUGGCAGGAAACGCUCGCCUGGACACCCCCUCUCCUACGCGACCCACGGGACCUGGACUUCAACAGGGCGGAGAGGCCUGAUAGCAGCUCGUACGGAAGAGGGCUGGAGGUCAGCUGGCGCCUUCGCGAUGAGAACGAGGACGACGAAGCGGAGCCUAUCGUCUGGCUCAAGGUCGCGUUUGAGAUGAUGGGUCAGUCGGCGUUGAUUUCCAACUCAUAUGGGGUAAAUGUUCUCUAUGAGCAUUUCAUCCCCGACGGCGUAUUCGAUUUUGAAAGAGAGAAGGCUCGUGAACGAGGAGCAGAUGAUGGAGUGGACUUGCCGAUGCAGACUAUAUAGACCCUGUGCUCGCCUUUACUGUCGGGCAGAGUCGCUAGCCUAGAACUUGGUACUUUCGGAAGAGCCGGGCACGCUUCUUCACGCUUGACCGGUCGGAAGGAUUUUAGAAGGUCAAGGAGAAACACAGGCCUUGGGAGCUUACUCAACCCAUUUGUUCCAGUCUGCAAAUGUUCCACGUGCUGUCAA
Molecule: messenger RNA, 728 nt
Organism: Colletotrichum phormii
Lineage: Eukaryota; Fungi; Ascomycota; Sordariomycetes; Glomerellales; Glomerellaceae
Exons: 1
Coding region: 120-542 (140 amino acids)
Source: RefSeq, a predicted model, not a curated record